Molecule: messenger RNA, 2646 nt
Organism: Durusdinium trenchii
Lineage: Eukaryota; Dinophyceae; Suessiales; Symbiodiniaceae
Source: the annotation of a GenBank genome assembly
AUGGAAGAUUGGCGGCCUCUCCUGUCUGAGAGCGAGCAAGAGAACUUGGAGAAGUAUGAAGAGAUGCCACUUGCAGAUAUCUAUGGUUUAGUAAGGUUCAAGACCAAAUAUGGAACGCCCAAUGAGUUCGAGCCAGUCUUUAAUUUGGCCCAGUCAGCAGAGAAAUGGAAAACCAUGACCGCCAAUGAUGGAAGCAUUCCUUGCUUUACUAAGUCAUCUUCCUCAAGACUGUUCAACGGCAGAUUGAAAAGGUGGCUGACGGCAAGGGAGAAAGCCUGUAUUUCUGGCUUGUGCGUGUGCCCCAAGCAGGCCGAGGCUGCUGGCCUUUCCAACCACAUUGCUUGGGAAAAAGAUCUCCAGUGGCACAUGCGGGUUGGGAAUGCCCAACAGAUCCAGAAUGUUGGAUGUGUCCUGCUCUCUGUUUUGUCCUGCCUGGCAUUGAGGGAGGAAGCUCCAUCUUGCAUUUUGGACUUUGGCCCGCCAUCCCUACCAGAGGGCAUCAAGCACCUGGACGACGGUACCAUUUUACUGACCAUCGCUGGGAAGGCGUGCAAGGUGAAGGACAAGGAACUUGGCGCAAAGGCGCACAAGGAUCUACAUGAAAAGAAAUUGGCCAUCCAGACCUACACCAUUGACAAGAUGAAGGGAGAGCUGAUCGAGGCUGGAGGUGAUGCAGGCCAGUUCAACAAGGCAAAAGGGAAGGAGAACAAGAAGGAUGCUUUUAUGAGGGAGUGGUUCAGGGUGAAGGUUCUCCCAGAACUCGAAGCUGGUGGGAAUCUGGAUCCAUUGCCAAAGAAAGAAGCUGCUAAAGCCGUUCCAAAAGCCAAAGUUGCUUCCAAAUCAGCUGCCUUGCCUGAUUCAACAGAACCCGGCGUGGGCCUCAAAGCAGAUAUUUUGCCAGGAGAGGUGGAUGAAACUCCAGCCUUGUUGAGCAAGAUCUUGCUGCUUCAAGAUGAGUGGCUGCAAAAAGUGCUUGAUGGCACUAAAGUCCUAGAGUUGAGAAAGGCCAGAUUGACGUGCAAGGGGUCAGAAACCAUGUACCUUGCGGUGGGGUCCACCAUCUACGGUCGCUGCAGCAUUACUCCAUUGGUGACAUUCACUGACACGGUGCAGUUUGCCAAGCUGAAAGACAAGCAUUGUUGGGAUCAGGAUGACCCCCCCUAUGCUUUUCCCUUCAUUGGCCACGUGCUGUCGCAAGUGCAGAGAGUCAAGCCACUAGACUUUCUCAAACUCAAGGGCUGUCAGGGGAGGUGCUUGUUCAGACCAGUCGGGUGGAAAUCUGAGGAUGAGGAGUUGGCCAGCCAACAGGAGAUAGAGCCAAGUGGCCCAGCCAGCAAGCCAGAUGAAGGCUUGGAGGAAGCUAAAAGCGAGAAGAAAAAGCCCAAAGGAAAGGGGCAGAAGAAGAACAAGUGCGACACGGAAGAGCCAAAAGAGCCAAAGACAAAGAAGCCAAAAAGCACCGACAUCAAGCUUCUUCCAGCAUCGGCACUGGAAAAAGCAGAAGUUGUGCAGAUUGACCACAAGAGCCACCUGCUCCCAAGCACAGAUCGACUGAAGGCAAAGCGUGAAGUGCUGAAGAAAAAGACCGCCCACAUAGAUGUUCACAUCAGUGGCGGAGCCUUGGCCCACGUGAACAACGUCGCCUUCAAGCGUGCCCCAUCAUUGACCGGUGCUUAUUUGGCAGGCACAACAAAUGGGAAAUUUGUUGAGGUCAAGGCUGUGUGGGUACCAUCUUGGGAAUGUCACGGGUCUAUGGAGCUUUGGGAUCUGGCGUGCAACUCAGAGCUGGAGGAGUGGUUAUCCGGGAUCGAGAUGGAAGUGGUGGGAGUUCUUCUAGUCGUCCCAGAGCUUGAAACACCAGAGGUGUCCCAGUUGCAAGUAUUUGACAAGCUCUGGGCGAAAGAUGACCCGUCCUUUCUUUUUGGCUUGACAGGCAGCACAAAGCGCUCAACUCUGUACCGUUUGGAAGAUGGAAGCCCCAAAGAACUUAACCUCCAAGUGCACUGGACUGGGAAGCAGUCACACUAUAUUGCCCACAUAGUGUCUCAGACAGUUGCAGUGCUGGAUGGGAUUAAAGAGCAUGCAAAAGCUUCUGUGGUACUGGGCGGCAAGCGAAAGGGACUUCCAAACAAAAGUGCCAUGAAAGAGUUUUGGAAUGCCAAGCGGAGAGCCAUCCGACAGCAAGAUGAACGGUCAUCCUCCACUGGUGCUUUUUCUCAGAACAUGAGAAAUAUAGUAGAUGAGCUUCAAAAUGUGGUGCACUUCAUGACUGAAAGGAUUGCCGACUUUACUCCAGGCAAGUGCCCAAACAUUGCUACCGAAUUUUCCAAUCAUUUGAAUAGCUUCCCGCUGGCCAAGUCAGAAAUAGCCAAAGUGAAGUCCAUCAAGAAUGCACCAGAGGAUGUGGCAGAAGCUGGACAAUACCUUGCAGCGGUGAUGUCCUUGAAAGGUGCUUUGGAACUCCGCUUGGCAAGAAGGGCUUGCAACACUUCUCACACAUACGAUGGCCAGAAAUGGCUACCAAAGCGGUCAGGAUCCGCUUCCAUGUCAUCAUCCAGCAAGCGGUCACGGGCAAGCAGCAAAGACACUUGCAUGGCAGAAUCAUCGUACCAGGCGACACCUACCAAGGAGGACAGCCAACGAUAA